AACUGAAAAGCAUAGCGUAGUAUUGUAAUUGCAAUAUUAGGCAGCUACGAAAUGAAGGUAGUGGGCAAGUUUAGGAAGCACUGAAGCAGGGAAUCCCAUAAAGCAAACCAAAAAGUAACUUCACCCACAAGCUUCCCAUUAUUUUCCAUGUCCAAAGAAUUCCACAUUUUCUGAAUUUACUCCAUGCCCCGCACGCAAAGAUAAAAAGCCCACCAUCAUUGCCACCAAAAGCUCCUCCCCUCCAUUUCCCGAGAAACAGCCAGAAAGUACUGAAGAAGAAGAAGCAGAGGAGAGGGAGAGUCCUCUUUGCUCUGUUUCUGGCUCUGAUCUCUUCCUCCCUUCCCGUCCCCUGUUUCAGCGAUGAAAUUUACCCCUCUCAAGUCCUCUGAAACUACCCAAGGCUCCAACACAAAACCGCUUUCCUGCUCCAAUACCACCCGGAAUACCUCCUUCCACCGCCCCACAACCACCGACUCUCUUUCCAAUUUGUACUACGAACCCACCUCCGUCCUGGACGUCCGCCGGAGCCCCAGCCCCGCCGCAGACGUUCCGCCCUCUGCCGCUGGAAUACUGCCCUCGCUUCCCGAUGCGUUGGCCCACUCCGACGACCUAACACUUCACUCUGACGACGUUUGGGACAAGUUGUUCACGGGCUUGGGGUUGCCCGACGCUGACGACUCCGGCACCGAUCAGUCUAGGGCUAUUACCCAGUUGGGUCCUUGCAUCGACCCUCAAUUUCCUCUCGUUCCUGAUUUCCCACCUUCUCAACUCCUCGAUUAUGCGCCGUUGCCGUUCGGUCCAACUGAUUUCAAUUUUUGCGAUCAGAGCUUGAACUCUUUCGAUCUCUCCAACGAUGUUCAGUGGAACUUGGGGUUUGAUUUCGCGGAGGAUCUGAUUCGAGCGGCCGAGUGCGUCGAAUCCAACGACUUGAAUCUCGCGCAGGGGAUAUUGGCACGGCUCAAUCAACGGUUGCAGACUCCCGCCGGGAAGCCCCUCCAAAGGGCUGCGUUCUACUUCAAAGAAGCUCUUCACUCUCUCGUCGCCGGUUCGAACCGGCCCAAUCGUUGUUCUACGUCUUCGGAAAUCGUUCAGACGAUCCGAGCUUACAAGGCCUUUUCCGGCAUGUCCCCAAUUCCGAUGUUCUCUCAUUUUACUGCCAAUCAAGCUCUGCUCGAAGCCGUUGAUGGGUUGCCGUUCAUCCAUGUCAUAGAUUUCGAUAUCGGGCUGGGAGGAAAAUGGGCAUCUUUCAUGAGAGAGAUCGCCGACAGAACUGACGUAAGAAAAGUCAUUUCCCCUGUUCUUCGCAUCUCCGCCGUCGUGCCUGAAGAAUUCGCAGUUGAGUCCAGAUUGAUCGGCGAUAGCCUGACCCAAUUCGCUCACGAACUGAGACUUGGGUUUCAAAUCGAGUUUGUGUUGAUUCGCGCUUUCGAAUUUCUCUCGUUCAAAGCAAUAAAGUUCAUGGACCGCGAGAAGACGGCCGUUCACAUUUCGCCGGCGACCCUCACGCGCCUAGCCGCGACGAACGGCGUCGCCGCGUUCCUGACAAAUCUCCGGCUCCUCUCGCCUCGCGUCGUGGUGUUCGUGGACGGGGAAGGGUGGGCGGACGCCGGCACGUCAUCGUUUAGCCGGGAUUUCGUCAACGGCCUCGAGUUCUACACGGCGAUGCUCGAGUCGCUGGACGCGACCGGCAGCGGCGGAGGAGGCGGAGGCGGAGGCGGAGUAGAUUGGGUGCGGAAGAUCGAGACGUUCCUGCUGAAGCCAAAGAUAUUCGCGGCGUUGGAGGCGGCGGGACGGCGGGCGACGCCGUGGAAGGAGGUGUUCGCGGGGGCUGGACUGAGGGUGGUGCAGCUGAGCCAGUUCGCGGACUUUCAAGCGGAGUGUUUGCUGGGGAAGGCUCAGGUAAAGGGGUUCCACGUGUCGAAGCGCCAUGGGGAGAUGGUGCUGUGUUGGCACGACAAGCCUAUGGUUGCCACGUCGGCAUGGAAGUGCUAGGGCUAGGUGGUUUACAUGCAGCUGACCAUGUUUGUACGUACUAUGUUAUUUAUGAUGAUUAAUGUAAUGUAGAAUGUAACCAUGACCAUUUUGUUUUGUUUUCGUUGUUGGUUUUUUCAAAAUCCCUUGGGAAUUUAUCCUUUUAAUGAGCCUGGGCUUGUUUCCAAACAAAGGAGUUUGUGAAACCAUAUAUAUACCUUGGCCCGGCCUAGUUAUUAUCUAUCCUUUUUGUUUUUUUGCUUGCUUACCUAAUUAUUAAAUAAUGGAAUGGGUAUUUGCUUUUUCUUGUUCA
Molecule: messenger RNA, 2284 nt
Organism: Malania oleifera
Lineage: Eukaryota; Viridiplantae; Streptophyta; Magnoliopsida; Santalales; Ximeniaceae
Product: scarecrow-like protein 15
Exons: 1
Coding region: 361-1992 (543 amino acids)
Biological process (GO): regulation of DNA-templated transcription
Cellular component (GO): nucleus
Molecular function (GO): DNA-binding transcription factor activity; sequence-specific DNA binding
Source: RefSeq, a predicted model, not a curated record